GUUGUUGUUGUUCUUCCCCUUUUUGGGAGUAUCUGCUGCUGCAAAUGUCUCGUCCUCAAGACCUUCUGUCGCGAACAUUGGGGCGAUCUUCACCUUCAAUUCCACAAUUGGGAGAGUGGCUAAAAUUGCCAUGGAGCAAGCAGUGAAGGAUGUCAAUGCCAACACCAGCAUCCUUCAUGGAACAAAGCUUGUCCUCCAAAUGCAAGAUUCCAAUUGUAGUGGUUUCAUGGGCAUGGUUCAAUCUUUGCGGUUCAUGGAGACUGAUGUAGCUGCUAUAAUAGGUCCCCAAUCUUCUGUUGUAGCUCACAUCAUAUCCCAUGUUGCGAAUGAGCUUCGAGUUCCUCUGGUGUCGUUUGCUGCCACAGAUCCUACUCUUACCUCCCUGCAGUUCCCAUUCUUUGUGAGGACAACACAGAGUGAUCUGUAUCAAAUGACUGCGGUUGCGGAGAUCAUAGACUAUUAUGGUUGGAAGGAGGUGAUUGCCAUCUAUUUAGAUGAUGAUUAUGGACGAAAUGGUGUUUCUGUGUUGGAUGAUCAGCUGGCUGCUCGGCGCUGCAAAAUAUCCUACAAGGCUGCAAUCAAAUCUGGAUCAGUUGACCGGGGAGAGAUCACGAAUUUGCUUGUGCAAGUGGCUCUGAUGCAAUCUCGGAUCAUUGUUCUUCAUACAAAUCCUGAUUCUGGAUUUAUGGUCUUCAAUGUGGCGCAUUAUCUUGGGAUGACAACCAAUGGCUAUGUCUGGAUAGCCACGGAUUGGCUCUCAUCUGUCUUGGAUUCUACUUCUCUACCUUCAGAAACAAUGGAUAUUCUUCAAGGAGUACUUGUUUUGCGCCAACAUACACCCGAUUCUGAUAGAAAGAAAUCAUUUAUCUCUACAUGGAACAAGUUAACUGGCGGCUCUUUGGGGCUACAUUCCUAUGGUCUCUAUGCUUAUGAUUCUGUCUUUCUGUUAGCGCACGCUCUCGAUGCAUUCUUUAGUCAGGGUGGGAUUGUUUCGUGUACCAACUACACGAGUUUGCGCGAUGAUAAGCCUGGUGGUCUGAACCUUGAUGCUAUGAGCAUUUUUGACAAUGGAACACUUCUGCUGAAGAACAUAGAGCAAAGUGAUUUUCUUGGAUUAACAGGUCAUGUGAAAUUUGCACCAGACAGAUGCCUUGUUCGUCCUGCAUAUGAUGUUAUCAAUGUGGUUGGAACUGGCAUUCAUCGGGUAGGUUACUGGUCGAACUAUUCUGGUCUCUCAAUUGUGCCUCCAGAGACAUUGUAUGCUAAGCCGGCUAAUAAAUCAAGUGCAAACCAGCACCUUCAUAGUGUCAUAUGGCCUGGAGAUACAUUAUCAAAACCCCGUGGAUGGGUUUUCCCAAAUAAUGGAAGGCAAUUGAGAAUUGGUGUGCCUGUUCGAGUUGGUUUCCGCGAAUUUGUUUCGCGGGUGCAGGGGACUGAUAUGUUUAAAGGUUUCUCUAUUGAUGUAUUCACUGCAGCUGUGAACUUGUUACCAUAUGCUGUUCCAUACCACUUUGUCCCAUUUGGAAAUGGCCGCGAGAAUCCAAGCUACACAGAACUUGUCAAUUUAAUCACCACAGGUUACUUUGACGGUGCUGUUGGUGACAUUGCCAUCAUCACGAAUCGGACAAAGAUCGUAGAUUUCACACAGCCAUAUGCUGCAUCUGGACUAGUUGUGGUGGCCCCUUUUAAGAAAAUCAAUUCUGGAGGAUGGUCUUUCCUUCGGCCAUUCACACCAUUUAUGUGGACUGUGACUGCUUGUUUCUUCUUUUUCAUUGGAAUAGUUGUAUGGGUUCUGGAACACAGAAUCAAUGAUGAGUUCAGAGGCCCACCAAAACAACAAUUCAUAACAAUUUUAUGGUUUAGCCUUUCAACUCUCUUCUUUUCCCAUAGAGAGAAUACCAUGAGCACUCUCGGUAGAUUGGUGGUUCUGAUCUGGCUGUUUGUAGUGUUGAUCAUAAACUCCAGCUACACUGCAAGUUUAACAUCCAUACUCACUGUGCAGCAGCUAUCUUCCCCUAUCAGUGGAAUCGAUAGCUUAAAGAAUAGUAAUGAACGCAUAGGAUUCCAAGUGGGUUCAUUCGCGGAGCACUAUUUGGUUGAGGACAUCGGGAUAUCCGAAAAUAGACUCGUUCGCCUAGGAUCUCCAGAUGCAUAUGCUAAGGCACUCCAACUUGGUUCUAAGAAUGGAGGUGUUGGUGCCAUUGUUGAUGAAAGACCAUACAUUGAAAUCUUCUUAUCAACACAAUGCACAUUCAAAAUUGUAGGCCAGGAGUUCACCCGAAGUGGCUGGGGUUUUGCAUUCCCUCGCGACUCCCCAUUAGCCGUGGAUUUGUCAACUGCUAUUCUACAACUUUCGGAAACAGGGGAUCUGCAGCGGAUUCAUGAUAAGUGGAUGACAAGAAGCAGCUGUAGUUUAGAUAAUGCCGAGAUUGAUUCGGAUAGGCUUCAGUUGAAAAGCUUCUGGGGACUGUUCCUCCUUUGUGGGAUGGCUUGCUUCAUAGCUCUUGUCAUACAUUUUGUGCAAAUUAUGGUGCGGAUGUGGCAUGCACCUCCUCCUGAAGCUGCAUCUAAUGGUAGCUCCAUUUCUGGUCGUUUUCAAAGGUUUCUGUCACUGAUUGAUGAGAAGGAAGAGUCACCAAGGAGUGAGAGAAGAAAGAGGAACGGAGAUGAAGGAUCUGCUGCUGAUCAUCAACUUGAUGGGAGGCACACAAAGAAGAUACAGUUUGAUUUAACACCCAACUCAAACAGAUAAUUGUAAGAAGAUAACCCUUUUGAUUUUGCUGCUUUAUCAUUAUUCAUUAUUUAUUGCUCUAGCCCUUGUGCUAUGUUAUUGUUCUACAAAUCACAAAUUUCAUAUCAUUGCAAAUGUUUAUACCCACAAUUUCAUAUCCUUCAA
Arachis ipaensis is the source of this 2896-nucleotide messenger RNA. RefSeq names its product glutamate receptor 3.3 (gene GLR3.3). Lineage: Eukaryota; Viridiplantae; Streptophyta; Magnoliopsida; Fabales; Fabaceae. Gene Ontology annotation, cellular component: membrane. The record is from RefSeq and is a predicted model, not a curated record. Gene Ontology annotation, molecular function: ligand-gated monoatomic ion channel activity.